This is a messenger RNA of Salarias fasciatus (jewelled blenny), 1922 nucleotides long. RefSeq names its product serine/threonine kinase receptor associated protein (gene strap). The record is from RefSeq and is a predicted model, not a curated record. Gene Ontology annotation, molecular function: protein binding; RNA binding. Lineage: Eukaryota; Metazoa; Chordata; Actinopteri; Blenniiformes; Blenniidae. The transcript is spliced from 9 exons. Gene Ontology annotation, biological process: spliceosomal snRNP assembly. Bases 397 to 1386 code for a protein of 329 amino acids. Gene Ontology annotation, cellular component: SMN complex.
GCGCUUCUGCUUCCGGUGGUGACGCUGCUCCGCGCGCUGCUAGUUAGUUGCCAUGUUGUAGCUAUUAGCACGACGGAGGAGAGCCGCUCGUCAGUCUCCGCGCCCGGACUCAGACCCGCACAGCCCCGGCAGCUGGACCGCAGAGCCUCGGACUGUGACCCGCCGUGAGAGCGGCAGUCGGCCCGCAGAGCCUCGGCAGUCCCGCCCGCGGAGCCCCGGCAGUCGGCCCGCAGAGCCCCACAGAGCCCCGGCACCUGGACCGCAGAGCCCCGCAGAGCCCCGCAGCACCGUGAUCACCCCCUCCCUCCCUUCCUCCCUCCCUUCCCGCCCUCCUAGCCCAGCUGCUCCCCUCACCUCCCCGCCCGCAGGACCGGAGAACCGGAGGACCGGAGGACCAUGGCCAUGCGACAGACUCCCCUCACCUGCUCCGGGCACACCCGGCCCGUGGUGGACCUGGCCUUCAGCGGGAUCACUCCCUACGGAUACUUCCUCAUCAGUGCCUGCAAGGAUGGCAAACCCAUGUUGCGCCAGGGAGACACAGGGGACUGGAUCGGAACGUUCCUGGGUCACAAAGGCGCUGUCUGGGGAGCCACUCUGAACACGGACGCCACCAAGGCCGCCACCGCCGCCGCCGACUUCACCGCGAAGGUGUGGGACGCCGUGAGCGGGGACGAGGUCCUGUCGCUGGCCCACAAGCACAUCGUCAAGACCGUCACCUUCACUCAGGACAGCAACUGUCUGCUGACCGGGGGGAACGACAAGCUGCUGCGCAUCUACGACCUGGGCAGCCCGGACACAGCGCCACAGGAGAUCGCCGGCCACACUUCAGCCAUAAAAAAAGCUCUGUGGUGCAACAACGACACUCAGAUCCUGUCUGCUGCCGACGACAAGACCAUACGGCUGUGGGACCGGGCCUCCAUGGAGCAGGUGAAGACGCUGACCUUUGACACGGCGGUGAGCAGCAUGGAGUACGUGGCUGACGGGGAGAUCCUGGUGAUCACGUACGGAAAGACCAUCGCCUUCUACAACGCCCUGAGCCUGGAGCUCAUCAAGACGGUGGAGGCCCCCGCCCCCAUCAACUCGGCCUCGCUGCACCCAGACAAGGACUUCUUCGUGGCGGGCGGCGAAGACUUCAAGCUCUACAAGUUCGACUACGGCACCAAGGAGGAGCUGGAGUCCUACAAGGGCCACUUCGGCCCGGUGCACUGCGUGCGCUUCAGCCCGGACGGCGAGCUGUACGCCAGCGGCUCGGAGGACGGCACGCUGCGGCUGUGGCAGACCGCCGUGGGAAAGACCUACGGCCUGUGGAAGUGUGUCCUGCCCGAGGACCUGGGAGCAGAGAACCAGGAGCAGAUAUUCGCCGCCCCUCCUGAGAUCAAAGCCUGAAGGACGGAGCACCGCCGUGACCGCCAUGACGGGGUCCUCUGCCCAGGCGGGACCGGACCGGACCGGACCGGGGGGAGGAGCCGAGUCCAGGGACCCGACGUGGAUCUGAGACUGGCCCAUCUCACACACACACACACACACACACACACGUGGCGGCGGCGGGGGCUGCAGUUUGGAGCAGUAGAGCUGUGAGCGCCGCCUCGCCGCUGCCUGCUCUCUUCCUGCUGGGCCCCCGCCCGUCACUCCGCCCGUCUCCGCCCGUCUCCACCUGUCUCCGCCCGUCUCCACCUGUCUCCGCCCCCCGCAGCCACGUCGGUGUUGGUUUUGGGUGUUUGUGUUUCGGGUGGAGGUGGGCGGAGGCGGAGUUUGGUUUCGGGUUGCUUUCAGUGUUUCCAGCUGUUCACGUGAAAUAAAAUAUCUUUAGUUGUGGGAGUGAAGGACGACGCGCCGCCGCCUCCGUCACUUUAGGUUUCUGUCCUCGUUUGUGUCCAGUGAAGAAAUAAAUCCCUGCAGCUUUUAUUUGGGAGUAGCGCUGG